AACCAAUGUAACAGCCAAUAUUAUGGAUGUUAAUGAGUUUCCCCCAGUCUUCAAUCGUCUUGACUAUAGUGAUUCAGCUGUUUGUGAGAAUGUACCACUAGGAACUGAAGUACUAACAGUACAAGCUACUGAUGGAGAUGCUGGCAGUUUUGGUCAAAUAUUUUAUAGCAUAGACUCUAAUUCUAUAUCAUGUUGCUUUGAUGUCAACUCAACUACUGGAGUCAUUUAUACCAACAGUAGCAUUGACUUUGAUACUGGUGAUUACAGACGCAGUUUUUAUGUUAUUGCUACUGAUUUGGGAGGGAGAGUGAGCUCUAUUGGCACUUUUGUUACUAUCACUAUAUUAAAUGAUAAUGAUCAUAUUCCAAUGUUUCCAAAUCAAUCACUUGCUGUUGCUAUACCAGAGAACUUCCCUGUACAGUCUCCAUUACCAUCACAGCUAAUGGCUACCGAUGGAGACAUAUACUGUAGGAUAGAUCAAUGCAAUGGUGCUGUUAUCAUUGAUAAUAGCUCAUGUAGGAAUCAACCAACUUUAUUAACAUAUGCCAUUGUAUCAGGCAAUGGAGAUGGGCUUUUCUCUAUUGAUUCCACUACUGGUGUUGUAUCAGUUGCUAUGGAAAUUGAUCACGAAUCACUUAACAUAACGAUAUAUGAUCUCAUCGUAUCAGUCACUGAUGGCCAAUACACGUCCUAUGCAAACCUAUCAGUCAGCAUUAUCAAUGUUAGUGAGUUUGCUCCCAUGUUUGAAAAGGAUAACUACACAGCCUCCAUUAAUGAGAGAGUACCCAUUGGGACAUUAGUAGAAACUGUGCUAGCUUUUGAUGAUGAUAACAGCCCAUUCACAUAUUCCCUGGUUGGUGAUGAUGUUGAUUACUUUACUAUUGGUCCUAAUAGUGGUGAGGUUAGGACAGCAAGGGAGAUUGAUUAUGAAAUGAAGCCUGUUUUCUCUUUGCUUGUUGUUGCCUCUGAAGUGGCCAUGCCUAACAUGAGUGGUUAUGCUAAUUUGUUGAUUCAUGUUAAUGAUAUCAACGAUAAUCGUCCCUUGUUUGAUCAAGAUGAGUAUCAGUUUGAGCUACUUGAGAACUUACCACCAGGCACUAGUGUGGGUACUGUAUCAGCAAGUGAUGCUGAUUCUGGUAUCAAUGCUGAUAUUAGUUACUCCAUACUUUCAGUUCAUCCUCCUUCUCAUUAUCCUUCUUUUACCAUCAACUCUACAUCAGGAGAGAUUACAUCUACUCAAAGUUUUGAUAGAGAAGAGACAGAUGAGUAUACUUUUAUGGUGGCUGCUACUGACACUGGUCAUCGCAACAGCAGUGUCACAGUGACUGUGAGAGUCAAUGAUGUGAAUGAUAAUCCUUCCAUUAUGAAUGACACUAUAUUGGAUACACCUGAAAAUACACCUUUAAAUACAGUCAUAUUGACACUGGUAUCCACUGAUGCUGAUACUCCCCCUAAUUCUCAUGUGACCUACCAACUUGUAAAUGAUUUCAAUGGAAAUUUUAAUAUUACCGGAGAUAAGCUCAUUGUGGCUAGUAGUCUAGACUAUGAAGGGAUACAGUCGUACAACUUAGUUGUAAUGCUAACUAAUGGAAAUCUAACUUCUUAUGCUAAUGUUACAGUAAAUGUCCUUGAUGUCAAUGAUAAUGCUCCUAUCUUUACCAGCCCAUCUGAAGUCUCUAUACCCGAGGAUGCUCCCAUUGGUAGCCUAGUGUUACCACUCUCAGCUACUGAUGCUGAUGACAAUGGUGAUGAACCAGUCAGUUUUAUGUUAGCUGAUAAUUACACUGGCCCUUUCUCCUUAGACUCUAAUUUGGUAAUAGUUUCUGCUGGGUUAGAUCGUGAAUCUCAAAUGAUACACUACCUACCAAUCAUUGCCUUUAAUCCUAAUUCCACUGGCCCUAUCACAACCCAAAACCUCACCAUUACUCUAAUUGAUGUUAACGACAACAUUCCUCAAUUCUCUGCUGAUCCAAUCCUAUUCUCAGUUCUUGAGAAUCACACCCUUGGACAGUCAGUGGGUGUACUAACAGCUACUGAUAUUGAUCAACUUUCAAAUGCAAAACUAACAUACACACUGUCUCAGCCUGAUCCAUCUCUUCCUUUUGCUAUCAAUCCUCUAACUGGAGAGAUAAACCUAACUUCUUCUUUAGAUUAUGAAUUAGUGACCUCGUACAGUUUUAAUGCAAUAGUAACUGAUGGUGGAGAGCCAGCUUUAUUUUCUACAGCACUAGUUAUCGUUAAUGUAUCAGAUAUCAAUGACAACAGCCCAAUAUUUACCAGUGAUGUGUACAAUGUAUCUGUACUUGAGUCUAUCAAAACAAGCAGUGUAAUUAUUCAAUUAUCAGCCUCUGAUGUUGAUUCCGGCAGUAAUGCUGAUAUUACAUUCUCUCUUAUUGAUUCCUCUCUACCAUUCUACAUCAAUGGGUCUUAUGUACUCCUUGGGGCUUCAUCCUUGGACAGGGAGUCUGUAUCAGAAUAUACUUUUAAUGUGGUAGCAACUGAUGGUGGUCAUCCUUCACGCAACUCAACAGCUCAAGUUAUUGUUACAGUUCAAGAUGUCAAUGAUAACUCUCCUGUCAUUGAUCUUGUAUAUCUCAAUGAUUCUAUACCAGAGAACACUCAAAUAGGAACCGUAGUAGCUAUAUUCAAUGUCACUGAUGCUGAUAUUGGUCCAAAUGCUCUUACAACUCUCACAUUAUCAGGAGAAUUCAGUCAUUUUGAAGUCGAUCAAGACGGAGUUGUGAGACUACGUACAUCACUAGACUUUGAUACUGGUAACACGACUUUUAAUAUUGUGUUAGUAGCACGUAACAAUAAUUCAACACCACGUUUGACAUCAACGUACCCAUUUAGUAUCAGCCUUAGCAAUAUUAACGAUAAUGCUCCAAUGAUUGAAUUUGGUAAAACAGUUGUUUCAUUUGAUGAGGGUAUCAAUGAAGUACCGUUAAAUGUUGGUGUUAAUAUUAGUGAUGCUGAUGAUCAUAACGAGAUGGGUUUCACUCGGAUAUAUGAUGCAAAAAUUGAGUUUAUUAAUCCAAACCCACUCGAAAUAAGCUCGCCAUUCUCACCCACAGCAGCUGAAGACCCAUCUGACUGUCCACUCGAGGACAAGACAAGGAAGCUGCAGUCAUGUGGCUUUACUGCUACUUUUGAACUACAGACUAAUCUUGCAACUGGUAGCCUCAGACUAUAUCCUGGAACGAUACAAACCAAUAAUGGAGCUACACUAGUAUUGGAUGGCAGUAACCACUAUGCAUACAUGCCUGUUACAAAUUCCUUUACUAGUUUCUCUAUGCUCUCGUGGGUAUGGUAUACACAAACCUCCUCUCCUUCUACAAUAUUCUCUUAUGUUAAUAGUGAUUAUACCGUAUUCAGUGCAGUGUGUUAUGAUGCAGAUCUUGUAUUUACAUACUACAAUGCUACACAGCACAAUGUUACAUUCAGAGGCUCUUGUUCAGCUCUCACAGAUCAAUGGCAUCACUUGGCUCUCACUAUAAACCAAUUACAAGGUCAACCUGUAUUAAGUGUCUUCAUAGAUGGAACUCUUAAUGAUAGAACUGUCAUAAAUGCACCACAAGAUGAUGAUAGGACUAAAAGAUUAUUUAUUGGAGUUAGUCCAAUUGGCAGUGGUUGGUUCCAAGUUGCAGACUACUUUACUGGUAGACUCCACAGACUUGCCUUCAGUUCAUCAGUAAUAACAGAGCAGCACAUUAACUGUGUGAUAGGCUGUGGUGUCUAUCUAUACUCGUCCUCUCUCAAUCCUCCUGUACAAUAUCAUUAUGACUACUCUAGCAGGCAGUUAUAUGCUUCAGGAGUCAGAGUGGUUCAAGUGUAUGAGCAAUUCCUUGAUACAAUAACAUUUGUUACAGCAUUCAGUGAGCCAAUGACUUUAGAAUAUAAUUUAGACUACACUGUGACUGAUGGUGUCUUUAACUCUAUACCAAUGCAACUCAAUAUAACUCUUAAUCCAACUAAUGAUGGACCACCAGUCUUAGCUCUUAAUGGUGACCUUGGAACUAACUUUAAUGCAGAGUUUGUUGAAGAGGGAGGACCAGUGGCUGUCGUUAAUUCUUCAUUGACUUUGACUGAUGUUGAUUCAGUCUCAUCCCCUUAUGUUGUAAAUGCCACUAUAUUGUAUUCAGAGCAGGCAGUGGGUGAAGAGGUGCUAGCAGUUAGUAAUAUUCCCCAGGGCAUGUCUGCAGUAUAUUCAGGAUACUCACUGAUAUUGAGUGGAUCUUUAACCAUCGAUCAAUUCCAGUUGUCACUAAGGACUCUUACUUAUGAUAAUUAUGCAGAUGAGCCUCAAGGAGACUCACGUAUCAUUAGUAUAGUUGUUAACGAUAGUCCUUGGAAGAGUAACACUGCUAAUGCUUCUCUAUCGAUCCGCUAUGUUAAUGACCCACCAGUACUCUCAGUCAAGUCUUCUACUGCAGAAUAUGCUGAAGGUGAUGGUCUUGUACCAUUAUUGAUUGAUGCUAAUGUCACUGAUAAUGAUAACACCACUCUUGUAUCAGCCUUAGUCACCUUUUUCCCUCCUGAUGGAUCCCUAGAGGCUCUCGUUGUUGAUACCUCAGACACUGACAUUACUAGUGUCUAUGCUAAUGGUACACUCGUGUUGAGUGGAGAGGAUAUUUUAGAUUCUUAUGCUGCAGUGCUGUCAAGCCUAAGCUACAUAAACAAUAAAACUGACAACAUUACUGGUGGAACGAGAGUGUUUUCCUUCUAUUUAUUUGAUAGUAGCAGUACAGGACAUUUUGUGCAGUCCACUAGCUUGUUUAUUCAAGGAGUGAAUGACCCACCUAUAGUUGAUCUUAAUGGAGAUGAUAUGGCAGGCAAUAGUUUCACUGAUACAUUUACUGAAGAUACCGAUAUGACUAUACCAGCAGCCUCACCUACCUUGUCACUGAUUGAUGUGGACAGCUCUACUCUAGAGUAUGUUAGAAUUGAGUUUUUAAGGAGACCUGAUGGAGAGCAAGAGAGCAUUUUACUUGAUACCCAAGGAGGAGCAUUCUCUUUUACUUCCAAUGGUAACGUGUACACUUUAAGACCUGGUUCACUCACAAUGCCUUCAGUUGAUCAGUUUCAACAAGUACUGCGAACUUUACGGUAUCAUAAUACAGCCGAAGAACCCACUCAAGGCCUUCACUCGCUAUCACUCAUUGUCAAUGAUGGGAUAGACUCUAGUGUACCAGUUUACAUCAACAUCACUGUAAAAUCAGUCAACGAUCCGCCAUAUGUUGAUUUGGAUACUAGUCAAAAUGGGACCGGGUUUAGUGGAGUAUUUAUUGAAGAGAGCUCUACACCAACUGAACUGACAUCAAGUAAUGUAUUAGUAACUGAUAAUGAUGCUAAUGCUACUAUAGUGUCACUAACUGUUAGCAUCAAUGAACUUCUUGAUGGUUUUAGUGAGUCCAUUGUAUCACUAGAUCCUAACAUAACCCUACCUGCUCCUACCCUCCAACCAAACAGUGUACUGUCAUAUACUAUUACUCCUAUUGAUGGAGCUGUAGAGUAUAUCAGCUAUUUGUUAUCAGUAUUGGCUUAUGAUAAUAGUAGGCUUGAGCCAACCCGAGGGCAGCGUCAAAUCAUAAUCUCACUAUAUGAUGGUUUCAAUAGGAGCAAUGAUGCAGUGUCACUCAUCACUGUGGAAACUCUGAAUGAGCAUGUACCUAACUUCACUCAGUCAAUAUACAGUGCCAGUAUUUAUGAGAAUCAACCUAAUGGUACUCUAUUGGCUAGAGUAAUGGCUAGUGAUGGUGACAGUGGAACGGAUGGUCGUAUAACAUACUCCAUUGUCUCUGUAUCUCCCAGUGUAGGAAUGAACAGGUUUACCAUUGGGAGUGAUAAUGGUCGAAUAACAGCAGUGUCACUAGACAGGGAGGACAUUGACAUGUACAACAUAACAGUGGCUGCUACUGAUUCUGGCCCAGAUCCUAACACAGCUACAGCAUUAGUUACAGUUGAAGUAUUAAAUGAAAAUGAUAACUCACCAUAUUUCCCUCAGUCAGUAUAUCACCUCUCAAUACCCGAGGACACUCCUACUUACACUGAAAUUGACGUUGUUUCUGCUAUCGAUCCAGACAUUCCUGAUCAGUUAUUCUAUCAGCUUAUUUCAGAUACAUUCCAAAUAUUAAAUAAUGGUACUCUUAGAUUGAUAAAGUCAGUAGAUGCCGAUGGAGCUAUGACUGUGUACAAUAUCACAAUUACUGCCAUUGAUUUAUUUGGCCACACAGGUGACACAAUCUACACUAUCACAGUCACUGAUGUUAAUGAUAACACUCCAUCCUUCAGUCAGGAUUCUUAUCAAGGCUCUGUUCCAGAGAACCUGUUGGAUGAAUACGUAGCUACAGUCUCUGCCACUGAUCUUGACUCUACAAGUAACGGAGAGAUAAGUUACUCUUUUGAAAACCCUGAUACCCUUCAAUACUUUACUAUUGAUAAUACUACUGGUGUCAUAAGAACUGCUAGUGAGCUAAACCGUGAAGAGCAGCAGUCCUAUACUCUAACAGUGUUAGCAACUGAUGCUGGCGAUAUUCCACUAACUGGUAGUGCAACUGUAGAUGUAUCUGUAUUGGACAUUAACGACAAUACUCCUUCUUUCUCUGCCACUGAAUACAGUGCAUCUGUGCUUGAGAAUAUACCCAAUGUGUAUAUAGUUACUGUCAAUGCUACUGAUCCUGAUAAUGGCUCCAAUGGCUCCAUCACUUACAGUCUAUCAAACACUGUGACCCUAUUUAGAAUUGAUGGAGUCACUGGAGAUAUAUAUGCCAUUGGGUCUUUGGAUAGGGAGACCACUUCAUCUCAAGUUUUUGUAGUCUACGCAGCGGAUGGUGGUAAUCCGAGCCGGACCUCAUCAGCAGCUGUGAAUGUGAGUGUGAUUGAUGUCAACGAUAAUUCUCCAAUGUUUAUUGGUGAUCCGUAUUCCGGAAGCAUACCUGAAAAUGAAGCUGGUUACAAUAUACUGACAGUAGAAGCCACUGAUGCUGACUAUGGAUCUAAUUCUCAAAUAACAUACAUUCUUCAAACUCACACAGACCUCUUCUCUAUUGACUCGUCAACCGGUCAACUGAGAUCUUUAGUUGGUCUUGAUUUUGAGUCUCGCUGCUUCUACCAGUUACAAGUUGUUGCAGUAGACGGUGGGUCUCCUCCAAGGAACUCAACCACACUAAUAGACAUUAAUGUAAUACCACAUAACGAUCAUCCUCCUACUUUCUCCUCUCCUUCCUACAGUGUUCAGAUUUUUGAGGAGUUACCCAAUGGGACUUUCGUUGCUAGUGUUUUUGCUGUCGAUAAUGAUACAACAUUGUGUGAGCUUGGCCUCUCACUUGGUUCUGGGUCUGGCUCAGGACUAAUAAUGCCCGGCAGUCUAGCUCCUAUGACGUCAAGUAUUACCUACUCACUUCUCAAUGCUCUCACUGACUUCCAGAUUGAUCCUGAUACUGGGAAUAUCACAACAAGAACUGAGAUUGAUCGGGAAAUGAAUUCGUCUUACCUACUCACUGUCACUGCCACUGAGGCAGCCUCCAAUCUCACCAGCACUGCUACUGUCUAUGUAUCUAUCAUUGAUAUUAAUGACAAUCCUCCUAUAUUCUUACAAAGAUCAUACAGUCGAGAAAUACCAGAGAGCACGCCAGUUGGUACUCAAAUAUUGCAAGUAAUGGCAACAGAUGCUGACUUCAUUGAUCAAGGAAACCUAAGAUAUCAGAUAUUGAACUUUGUGCCUUUGUUUAACAUAAGCUCUAGGACUGGUGCCAUUUAUCUUGCAGAAGCUGUUGAUUUUGAGACCAUUGAAUCAACUACGCGGACAUUUUCUGUUGAAGUCUUUGAUUCAGGGAAUGUUCACUUUGAUUUGAUACCAGUCACGAUCAGUAUCAUUGAUACUAAUGAUCUGCCCCCAUACAUAGCCACUGUCUCUUCUUCUCUCACUUUUAUUGAGGGCAGCAUCAGUCUCGGCCCUUUCCCUGAUAUGAAUAUUACCGACCCUGAUGUAUUGCAGAAUCUAUACAGUGCCAAUGUCACAUUAGCUACCUCUACCAAUAACACAGCUACUAAUUGCCUCUGUACUAAUAUAUCUGUAUCUGAUUCAUGUACACUAGGCUGUGUAGAGUUCUUACAAUUAGAUCCUAAAGAGUUUCCUGGUACUAUUACGCAAUCUUCAGAUGGCCACAGUCUCUUACUGACAGGAAACUAUUCAAUAGAGGCCUACAGGGCAGCCAUUGUAUCUAUUUUGUAUGUGAAUCUUAUCACUCAUCCUCAUCCAACUCCUAGAGAGGUAUCAUUGAUUGUUAAUGAUGGCGUAUUGGAUAGUAACAUACUUAUCAACAGCAUCGACAUUGUUCCACUCAACCAGUUCUCGCCUGUCAUUGAUCUCAAUGGCCCUGACGUUGAUGGUAUAAAUUAUAACAUUACUUUCAACGAACAAGGAACAGCUGUCAAUAUUGCAAGUUCCCAGGCGACCAUCACCGAUAAUGACACAAUGUCUGCCCUAACAAGACUCACGGUAUCACUGCUCAAUCCUCAAGAUGGUAAUGACGAGUCUAUAAGGCUCAAAACUGGUACUAUACUACCUAGUGGUAUCACUAUGCAUGAGUCUUCUACAGCCCAUAGUAUCAUACUACAAGGAACAGGAUCUCUUUCUGAUUACACUGAACUAAUAAGGCAGUUGGAGUAUAUCAAUACUGCACCGGAACCCCAGGACACCCAACGUAUCAUAAACUUUCAAGCAACCGAGCACCACUUGUCAAGUGCUGUGGCAGUGACACUGGUUACAAUAGUAACAAGGGAUGACAACAUGCCAAGUAUUGUUGCUAGUCCUCCAAUGAUCAACUAUGCUACUUUGUAUUACGAGACUUCAGGAGCAGUGGGUGUUGUAACAUCUGAUGCUUACAUUUCAGAUAAUGACGUACCUGCUUACAUAACAGAACUGCAAAUUUUUGUAUUUGUUUCUCCGUCUGUUUAUGACAGGAUUACAUUAAAUGGUAAUAUUUCUAGUGACAUUUCUGUUAGCCAUCUCUCAAACUAUCACCUCGUGCUAUCUGGCACUUCAACAGUAGCAGAAUACACUAAGGCACUAAAACAAGUGACAUAUUUGUAUGAUAGGGAAGAGUUUGAAUCAUUUCCAAUAACUAAAUAUAUAUAUCUUCAAGUUAGCGACACAAUGCAUUCUGUAUUUGCAGUGACACGUUUCACAUUCGUCCCUCAAAACGACCAACAGCCUCAAUUCAACUCUUCACUCUACACUGCUUCAUUGUCUGAGUCUACUCCUGUUGGAUCCUUCAUCUUACAGUUAUCUUCCACUGAUUCAGAUGUCUUUAAUACCACAGAUACAGUGUACAGUAUAACAGCUGGUAAUAAUGACGGUCUUUUCUCUCUCUCCAAUACAAGUGGCGUACUCAGUCUUGCUAGUCCUCUUGAUCAUGAACUCAUUAUGAUGCAUACGCUAGUAGUUGAAGCUACUGAUCUCUUACUCGAGGCUGGAGGGGCAGCACCAGGCACUGCUAUGAUAGUAAUAACUGUUAAUGAUACCAAUGACAAUAUACCAAUUGGUCAAAUUAAUGAGAACAGUCCUGUUGGUACUAGCGUGGGUGUUUCUGUUGCCGCUAGUGAUGGGGACCUCCCUAGCAACCAGAUAACCUAUUACAUAAGUGGUAAAGAUGCUGACCGGUUUACCAUUGACCAGAGUACCAGUGUCAUACUAACGGCUGCUGUCUUUGAUGCUGAGAUAACCACUGCUUUAUCUUUCAAUGUAACUGCUGAGGACUCUUAUGGAUCUGUUGUACAGAGCAGCUCAGCUCCAGUAUCCAUUGUCGUUAUUGAUAUCAAUGACAAUGCACCAUUGUUUGACUUACCAUUUUACCAGUUGAAUGUAUCUGAAGACACUCCUGUUGGUCAGUCACUUUUAACUGUGUCAGCAUCCGAUUCAGACGUAUCAAGCAUCAACUCUGCUUUAACAUACUCACUAAGAGAUAUCAUUGAUAUGUCAGGCAGUGGUCAAAGCCUUUUACCUUUCACCAUUAACUCAUCAACCGGAGUCAUCACACUAACGAUGGCACUGGACUACGAAAAAGAACAAAUGUUUGAUUUUAUUGUCACGUGCCAAGACUCUGGUACCCCAUCCCGCCAGUCUAAUGUACCAGUGACCAUUAAUGUAGCUGAUGCUAACGACAAUGCACCAGUAUUUAGUCAAGACAUGUAUCCAGCUACAGUACCAGAGGAUGCUUCAUUCGGAUCAACUAUACUUACAGUUCAAGCUCGUGAUGUUGAUUCAGGCUCUAACUCGCGUAUAGUGUAUGAGAUAACUGGGACAGUUACCUUCAUCAUUGAUGCUACCACUGGUGUCAUUAGUCUAGUGGGAGAGUUGGAUUAUGAAACAGAGACAUCAAUAGUCUUUGAUGUACUAGCACGAGACUCUGGUAUACAAGAGCAAGUAUCCACUGCAGUUGUUAAUAUAACUGUUACUAAUGUCAAUGAUAAUCCACCUUCAUUCCUAAAUCAAGUGUAUAAUUUCACUGUAUAUGAGAACACAGUGGAACCUCAGUUUACAGUCUUAGCACAAGAUCCUGAUAAUAGUAUUGAAGUCCUCAAUCCAUUGAACUAUUCUCUACUGAGCUCUUGCUUGAGUGGUGCUGUGGCCAUUAGCAGUGGGGAUGGUGUAUUGAGUCUAUUGCAGCCAUUCGAUCGUGAGUCACUGUCAAACUGCGUGCUGGUAGUUAGUGUAUCCGAUGGCCUCCAUUCGUCCAAUGUCAUUGUUAACAUGCGUAUACUGGACGUUAACGAUAAUCAACCAUCGUUUACUCAAAGCAUUUAUACUGAAUCCAUACCAGAAAUUUAUCCUGUUAACACUUUUGUUACGACGGUGACAGCCACAGAUCCUGACGAGGGUGAAAACGGAACAGUCACUUACGCAAUAGUAGGUGGGAAUGUGGGUGAAGCUUUUACCAUUAUGCCUUCAAACGGAAUGAUUAGAGUCAAUGGCCCAUUGGAUCAUGAGACCGUCAGUAGUUAUAAUCUAACACUCGUUGCUAGUGAUGGUGGAGGACUAACUGGAACCUCUCAUCUCCUCAUUACAGUCACAGAUAGCAAUGAUGAGUCACCCAUAUUAGUCAUCAGCCAAUCCAGCUAUACUUAUACAGAAGAGGCUGGCCUUGUAUCCAUUACCAGUUCACUGCAACUCAUCGAGCCUGAUCUACUCCAAAGCAAUAUAGAAGAAGCUCUGAUAAUACUAUCAGUAGAGACUAGCUGUCAAGAUGAUGAACAUACUUUUGCUUGCCCAUCCGAUUUUGAUUGCUUUUAUUACUGCAGUGAAGGCCUUGCAUUAAACAAGUCACUAUACAAUUCACUCUCUGUAUCAUACUCUACUAAUACGUCUACUAUUACUAUCAGUGGUGCAGGAUCACCUGCAACUUAUGAGUCUCUCCUCUCUUCUCUCCACUACUUCAAUGGAUUCUCAGAGCCGUAUCCUGGUGGUAGGAUGGUUGAACUAUCAGUCUUUGAUGGAGUCCAUCAUUCCAAUACUCUAGCCAUUAACAUCACUGUUAGUGUCAUUGAUGAUAAUUGUCCUGUGAUUACAUCAUCUUUGUCUCAAAUUGAUUUCACCGAAGGCGAUCAUUACCUUGAUAUUGGGCUGGGAUUAGGCUUGAUGCUAACUGAUUCUGAUCAACAUAAUAUUUCUCAUCAAAUCAUCUCUGGUGUUCAGGUAACACUAUUAAAUGGAAACAGUCUAGAAAGGCUAACUGUCAAUACAACUGGCCUCCCACUGAUGGUUCAAGAUAUGACUUUGUCUAAUGGUCGUGCUAUUGAAAUAAGUGGUCCUGCAUCUAUUGCCACUUAUCAAAAUGUUCUCCGGACCCUACGGUACGAAAACCCUGUCCCAGAACCAACCAAAGGUCUUCGUUUGGGUAGUAUAGCACUGUUAUCGGAGCAGUGCCCUAUGUAUAGCCUGAACUAUUCUGUUAAUGUCAUCACUGUUAAUGACAAUGCUCCAGUCAUAGCUACCAAUGCUACAAUGGUUGACUAUAGAGAAGGGAGUGGUAGCUUACUAAUCUCAAUGAUCAUUGAUUUCACUCUAACUGAUCUUGAUACUGAUUUCCCUAUACACAAUGCAACACUGAUCUUAACACCGGGUGAUAUAAGAGACAGUGGGCAUGAGUCACUCUCUGUGGACACCAGCCUGAUACCGGCUGGAAUUUAUUUUGAAGCUAGUGGUGGUCAGACCCAGCUAUCAUUCGUGGGACCUUCCUCAGUCUCUAAUUAUCAAGAGCUCAUUCGUUCACUAAGUUACAGUAAUACAGCAUCAGAGCCUACUCUUGGUAACAGGACACUGACUAUUACUGUAUCUGAUGGAGCAUUCACUACACAGACCACUCUUACCAUCCGUGUCUUAACUGUGGACGAUAACCCACUACAAUUAAAUGGAACUAUGUUGAUAUUUCCUUUCUAUGAAGGGAACACGACUAUAGAACUGUAUGGCUUCCUGUUGUACGAUCCUGAUGAGGGAGCUCAAGUAUAUAGUCUUAAUAUAUCAUUGAGUGAUAGUCUGGGGGAUGAGGAAAUAUCUGUCACUGCAUUUGGUGAUGUCAUAACAAGCUCUGAUACUAUCAGUAUCACUACUGUUGACAGUAUAUCAACUUAUCAGGCUAUUCUUGACUCAUUGUCAUAUUCUUAUACAACCAUUAAUGAUUCUGAGCCAUUGCCAGGCCCCAGGGAACUAACAAUUACUGCUACUAAUGGAGCCUUCCCUUCUUCAUCUGUAUCCACUAUCAUCAAUGUAAUACCUAUCAACAAUAAUCCUCCAAUGCUCAGUUUUGGAGGGAAUACUGAAGCAGUUUUUACUGAGGCAGCUGGUUCUGCUACAGUCCUACCUGUUGGUGCCAUCAAUCAGCCAGUGAUCACUGACUAUGAUAAUAAUGAGAUAUUCUUUAUUCAUGAAGCUACUGUUAGGCUGGUUGGAGCUCUUGAUGGUACUAGUGAGAAGUUGAAUUUGAGUAUGUCCUUUUUGCCAAAUGGUUCAAAUGCAGCAGUUACUCCACACAGUAUUACAAUCUCUGGUCCUGCUCCAUUACUAAUCUAUCAACAGAUCCUCUCUACCAUUACCUACACUAACACAGCACCUGAGCCAUCAAUGGGUAACAGAUCCAUCCAGUACAGAGUAAAUGAUGGCAUAUUCAGUAGUGAUAUAAUACAAAGCACAGUAUCAGUCUCAUUGAUUAAUGAUAACCCACUGAUACUCACUUGUGAUGGACAGACUAACCAAUUCACUGAGGGGUCCGGGGAAGCCAUUUUUAUUGGGCCCUCUGUCAGCGUUAGUGAUCUUGACUCUGAUCAUGUGAUUAGCGGAGCUGAUGUGAUGAUUGUUAACGGGUUCAGUGGUGACUUUAUUAGUCUACCUCAGAGUGCAGUGAGUGGAUUGCAUGUUACAGUAGGGGUUAAUGAUACUUCACUGAGGAUAGAGGGAAAUGGAACUGCAGCUGAAUAUCAGAGUUUUCUUCGUUUAUUAAUAUUCUUUAAUGGUGAAGAGGAGCCAAAUUCUGCUAUACGACAGAUACGAGUCAUUCUCCAUCAGCCAGACCCAUCAACAGCUGUCAGCUGCUCGAUCAUAAUUAACAUGAUUUUGAUCAAUGAUCACGUUCCGAUAGUUGAUCUCAACGGUCUUGAAUCAAAUGGAAUCAACUACACAACUUCUGUUGUCUGGGAGUAUCAAGCUGUGAAUCAAGUCAAGAUUGCUGAUGCUGAAUAUACCAGUGUCACUGAUUCUGAUUCUAACAGCGUUAUACUGAGCAUGAAUAUCACUCUGGUUUUGUCUACUGAAGGUGAUGCAAUAGUUUCUGAUGUAGGAGCUUGCAGUAUUUCAACGCCUACUGGAACAUGCUACCUGAAUAUUUCUUCACCAUCUUGUUCUUGCAGUACUCCUAUUCCUUCAGAUCUCAUUAUCUCCUUCACUCCAAUUUCUUUCUAUAUCACACAAUCUGGCUCUCUGCCCUCUCUCUUCUUCCAGAACCUCUUGAGGGAUCACAUUUACUUCAGACCUUCUUCUGACCGUGCCAAUGGCUCCUCCGCUGUUGUCAUGGUAACUGUAAGCGAUGGUGAUUUUGUGAGCAAACCAGCAUACAGUUUUAUUGACGUCACAUUCAGAAAUAGUAGACCCAGAGUACUGAUUGAUGGAGAGUCGUCUGGUAGCGUAUCCGUGAUUGAUGGUCAAACAGAGUUACAGGUGUCAACUAGUGUCGUCGUAUCAGACGAUUCUAACAUGAUAUCUCAAAUAUCAAUUCAUCUCCUUAACCCUGUUCACACCGAUAGUGAGAUGAUAUCAUUGUCACUAACUGGAAUAUCAGGAAUAACUUUAAAUCCAUCUAGUAAUGCAACAUACAUUUUACUUGAGGGAACAAGCAGUUCGGUUAACUAUAACAAUGCAUUGAGAACAUUAACUUAUUCUUAUUCACGCAUGAGCAGUUUACUUGAAAACCAACCAAAUGUUUUUGAAAACAGAUACAUUGAAAUAGUAGCUACUGAUAAUGACGAAGCUGUAAGCUUAGCAGGGACCCUUAUUGUUACAUUCAACAGAACCUGUACCAUGUACUCAAUGGGCAGUACUAUCAAAGUACCAUCGAAGCUAUCAUCAGACAGACUGACAGUAUGUACUGCAAUAUCUGGUUUGACUUUGGAGUUUGAUGGUGUAGCAAAUCUAUCUUCAUUGGUCAAUGUUCAGUCUCUUUCAUCUCUUGUUAUUGAGAACCAGCCUGAUCUCACAUCAUUGAAGGGGCUUGAGAACCUUGCAUCAAUCAAUGAACUAGUCAUUAAUAAUGCACAGAAUCUGGUAACACUGGAGGAUCUUGGAGCCAACCUACCACCAGACUACAGGACCAAUGUACACAGCAUUGGUAUUCAUAAUGAUCCUGCACUAGUUGAUCUUGAUGGACUUAGAAUAUUUGAGAAUGUUACCAAUGUUAUAUCGAUACAAAAUUGCCCUAAUUUACGAGACAUGUCUGGUACUAAUAACAUUGUCUUUGCUGAGACCAUUAUAUUGAAUGGUAUCAGUAUGUCUACCAUAACAUCCUUCACUUCACUGUACCGUGCUACUAGUAUAUGGUUCUAUAGAAACAAUCUUCUGAGGAGUAUCACUGGUUUCAAUAGCUUACGUGAUGCUGAUAUGAUUAACAUCAUACAAAACCCACUUCUGACUAACAUUGAUGGUCUCAGUGGAGUAAGGAGGGUUAAUGUAGUCAGAUCAUUCUUCAACCCCAACCUGUGUUACAUUGGUACUAAUGCAUCUAAUCCAGCUUACUGGCAGGAACUCGGUGCUGAUACAAUGGGUGAUUUUGUCACUGGCCCUUGCCCAUCACGUACCUGUUCCUCUUCCCCUUGUCUUAACAAUGGUACUUGCACAGAUACACCACAGCUAAUGUGCUCAUGUCCUGACAACUAUUUUGGCUCCAACUGUCAGUAUUUCAAUGACUGUACAACAAAUCCAUGCAUGAACAAUGGUACCUGCACUCCUCAUCCCAAUCCAGUGACCUAUAACAUGCAGUUUAUCUGUCAGUGUCCUCCUGCUUAUACUGGGGAUAGGUGUGAGACCUCUCUUUGAGUCUAACUUAUUUUUUAAUGGAUAGUCACACUUGUUUUGAUUUGGUUGUGUUUUUGGACACUCUCACUUACUUAGUUUUAAGAUAUUAGAUUUUUUAGUGUUUAUAAGGAACUUUUUAUAAAGCUUUUGUAUUAUUUAGUAAAGGACUAUAUAUUUUAUCCUAUUUUUUAUUACAUUUA
Messenger RNA from Amphimedon queenslandica, 15759 nucleotides. Its product is annotated as protocadherin Fat 4-like. Gene Ontology annotation, biological process: homophilic cell-cell adhesion. Gene Ontology annotation, molecular function: calcium ion binding. The transcript has 13 exons. Lineage: Eukaryota; Metazoa; Porifera; Demospongiae; Haplosclerida; Niphatidae. The record is from RefSeq and is a predicted model, not a curated record. The coding region runs from base 23 to 15580 and encodes 5185 amino acids. Gene Ontology annotation, cellular component: plasma membrane; cell-cell junction.